AUGGAAGGACUCGGUAUAGCGGCUAAUGCCAUCGCUGUUGUCAACAUGGCGGCGAAGAUAGUCGCGCAGUGCUAUAAAUAUGGCCAGGAGGUCCGUAAAGCCAAAUCCGACAUCGACACGGUGCAGACGGAAAUAAUCAUCCUCAAGGGUAUCGCAGAGAGUGUGCAGCGCCUACUAAGAGGUUGCAAUGGUGAUAGACUGGCAACAUCCCACCAGCUCCAGACCGCGAUUGCAGAGGCUCUGGGUCAACUCAAGAAGGUAGACGAAAAGAUGGGUCUCGAAAAAGGCCAGAAGAUAAUGACUAGGUUUGGACUACGGGCUCUUAAAUGGCCAUUUAAAAAAAGCGAAAUUGACGGGAUACUUGGGAAUCUGCGAAACUGUGGCCAGAAUAUAAAUUCUGCUUUGCAAGUAGACCAAGCUGCCGAAAUUUUAGAAGUCGGAGCCGGCGUGCGCCAUCUGGAACUGCUGAGCCAAUUGCCUGUUGCCGAAGGGGCGUGCUUUGGUUCUCACACAGAAGACCACGAGUUGACAUGCUUACCAGACACCCGAGUUGAUCUGCUCCAGCAAAUACAAGACUGGGUGAAGGAUCCCGAUGGAGCGCGCGUGUUUUGGCUUAAUGGCAUGGCUGGCACAGGCAAGUCUACCAUCUCGCGAACUGUUGCACAGCGCCUUGACGACGACAAGAUGCUCGGCGCAAGCUUCUUCUUCAAGACCGGCGAGGCCGAACGCAGCACCUUGUCAAAGUUCUUCUCCACCAUUGCUGCUGAUAUGGUCAUCAAAGUUCCCGAGUUCAGUACAGCCGUUAAGGAGGCCUUGGACAAGGAUGCUGGUUUUCUCAAGAGGGCACCGGGACAGCAACUGAAAAAUCUUGUUAUAGAGCCGCUCAUGGAGUCGCAAAAACACCGACCCGACCACCCGAUCGUUUUAAUUGUCGACGCUCUCGAUGAGUGUGGACGAGAUCAAGACAUUGAUUUGCUCAUCAACCUGUUUACGGAUUUUAGCGUCAUGAAAGUGCCACAGUUGAAGAUUUUCAUCACAAGCCGGCCUGAAAUACCGAACCGUCGGGCAUUUGGGAAAGCGACAGCCGGAUCCUACCAUCCAGUGAUCCUUCAUGAACUCCCUGAGCCCGUGAUUGAGCAUGACAUCUCCGUCUUUCUAGACUAUCGGUUGGACCAGAUCAGGACAGAGUGGAAUUGCAUAGUAACUUCUGAUUAUCGUCGCCUGCCCUCUGACUGGCCCAGACAGGACAGAAGACGGCAGCUGGUAGAGAUGGCUGUGCCUCUUUUCAUCUUCGCUACUACCAUGUGUCGCUUCAUUGCGGAUGUUAAGUUUGGAAACCCCGACGAUCAGAUCCAGGACGUUCUUGCAUACGGAAAAACGGAAACUAAGUCCCAUCUUGACUCUACAUACCUCCCUAUCUUGAACAAAUUGGUGGUUGGAAUGGAUGCGGAUGAUAGAAGCAAAGUCAUACAGAAGUUUACGUCGAUUGUGGGCUCCAUCAUCAUGCUGGAAACGCCGCUUUCUACGGAAUCGCUGAGCCGACUCCUUCAAGUUCCAAGAAAUCACAUUGACGAUCAUCUUAUGAUGCUUCACUCAGUGCUCAGUAUUCCAACCUCGCCCGAUUCGCCAGUGAGAAUGCUACAUCUAUCCUUGAGAGAUUUCUUGACAGAUACCAAGAACAAGGAAGCAACUGCUUUCUGGAUUGAUGAGAAAGGAACUCAUGCUGAUAUAGCAUCAAGAGCCUUAACCUUGCUCGAUAGGGAGCUCAAACAGAACAUGUGCAACCUCUCGAGUUGGGUGACAGAGCGCUCGUCGAUCAAAAUUGAGACGGUUAAUGCGUCUCUUUCUCCUGAGCUUCAAUAUUCAUGCUCCUACUGGGUGCGCCACAUCCAGCAUGCAGGCGAUAUGCUGGUUGAUGGUGGCUUGACGAAACACUAUUUUAGGAUCUGGGACGUGGAUACAGGUCAAUGCAUAUGGAUGCUGGAGGGCCACGAAGGUCGAGUCAUCAUGGUUGUCUUUUCGGAUGACUCCACUCGUGCAUUAGCAGUUUCAAGUUCUGGCCCAAUCCGUGUCUGGAGUGUUAGCACGGGGGAAUGCAUCAUAACAAUCAAAGAUUAUGCAGAGGGGGUGAUCUAUGGCUUCGGUUCUUCCACCCCGACACUCUUUGUAUCAGGCUGGUUUGCCAAACCUUUCGAGAUUUGGAAAGCAGAGAUAGGUGAAUUCAAUCGCCUUAGCGUCGAUGCAACCGUCAAGAUAUUUCAGACCAACAGCGGAGAGUGCGUGCAGGAACUGAAGCAUACAAGAACAAUCACCUCGAUUGUAUUCUCUCACGAUUCUGUGUUGCUCGCUGCAAGCAAUGAUAAUGACAUUUGGAUCUGGAAUGUGGAAACAGGGGAAUGUGUGCAAGUACUUACAGGACACGGAAGUAAAAUUCACCAUAUGGCCUUUUCCCGUGACUCGGCUCUGCUGGCCUCGGCAUCCCAUGACGAGACUGUACGAAUCUGGCUAAUUGAUGCCUCGAACGACCAUCACAUUUCCAAACAGACCGAGAGUCGUGCUAAGCUCACGAUCUGGGAUGCCAUGACUGGCGAGUGCAAAAGGGUUUUCACAUCGACUGUUACAGCGCUGUCCAAGGACUGGUCGCUCAUCUUAGUAGGCCCUUCGAAAGAUUCGCCCGCAUCUCCCCAAAUCUUGCGCGUUGAUACGGGCGCGCCUGUGCAAACGCUCCACAUAGAUGACCCCGUUGUUGUCUAUGCCGAGUUUUCUCCCGAUUCAAGCAUGGUGGUGAUCAUCACGCGGCAAAAUGAUACACCUCAUGGAUAUACAACUGGCAUAUGGCUCGUUGAAACAGGGCAAUGUAUGAGAGUUCUCGAAACGGGGCCCAGUCAUAUGCCAGCACUCUUCUCUCCCAACGGACGACUCGUUGCCACCUCUGACGAAAGUUAUGUUCACCUCUGGAACACCAGUGAUUGGCGCUGUAAGCAAAGUUGGACACACGGGACGCUACCCUUGGAGUUGGAAAUGACGUUUUCGCCGGACUCGACACUUUUUGCAUCCCAUCUAAAGGACAUGCUGCAGGUAUGGCAUUGCGACACUGGCAAAUGCCUCCUUGAGUCAAACUACCUAGGAUAUAGCAGGGCCUGCGCAUUCUCAAGUGACUCCAAGUUCGUUGCGAUAAGCUUAUUUCUCGUGACUCGAGCCGAUGAUCAAAUUCGGCUAUGGUGUAUAGAAACAAGCCAACACCUAUAUACAUGUAGUUUUGAGUCGGGGUCAACUUUUGACCGAGGCCGAGGCCUAGCCCUAGUCCCCGGAUACGGCGACCUCGUUCGUUUCACUCCCGAUGGUUCAGGUCUCGAAACCGGCUACGGGGUGAUAGCCUUAUCCAACUUCCCUCCUACCCAGUUGAACAAUGCCCCGGUGUCAUCCAGCUUCUCCGGCUACGGGAUUAGCCCCGACGGGGUCUGGAUCACGUGGAAUGGGCACAGAUUACUUCGACUCCCAAUUCAGUAUCGACCGUGGCGCUCAGCUGUGCACCUGACCACAAUGGUGCUCGGGAGCCUAUCUGGUCAAGUCACCAUCCUCCGGUUUACCUCUCCACCACCGGAAACGGCAUCCUAG
This is a messenger RNA of Clonostachys solani, 3618 nucleotides long. The record is from the annotation of a GenBank genome assembly. Lineage: Eukaryota; Fungi; Ascomycota; Sordariomycetes; Hypocreales; Bionectriaceae.